Molecule: messenger RNA, 5525 nt
Organism: Ictalurus furcatus (blue catfish)
Lineage: Eukaryota; Metazoa; Chordata; Actinopteri; Siluriformes; Ictaluridae
Gene: tpp2
Product: tripeptidyl peptidase 2
Exons: 28
Coding region: 739-4632 (1297 amino acids)
Biological process (GO): proteolysis
Cellular component (GO): cytosol
Molecular function (GO): serine-type endopeptidase activity; tripeptidyl-peptidase activity
Source: RefSeq, a predicted model, not a curated record
AUGACUGUUCUAUUAUUCCAUUAGAAUUUGUUGAUGAAAAUUAACUCUCUGCUACUGAAACCUUGAAACUAAUGUUGUUCUCAUUGAAAGGUGAUGAGACUGUAUUUACUUCGCAGAUGUAAGUGACGCUGCUACAUCUUAUAGAGUCAUUUAAAUUGAAUCAAAAUGCUUCCAUGGAAUGCUUCUUUCCAACAUCUAAGCAAAAUAUGUCUGAAUGAGCUGUAAAAUGCAAUGUAAUGUUAUUUUUGUUGGCAGUUUACUAGCAGUUAGCUAGGCGGCUAGUUGGUGAUGGCAGGAGGAUUUGGGGCGGUCCCAUAUUUACAUAUCAUGCAUAUUUAUAUCUGUUUGGAUUUGUAUUGAUGGAGUAAAUUGAUUUGUAAUGAGGGUGGGUAUAUUCAUCGAUUGUUUCUAGUAACUUAUUCGAGGGGGAAGGAAAACACAGUAUAAAAUUAGAGCUCCACUGACACUUUAACAAGAAGACCGCCAUCCGCUUUGGGUUUUUUUUGUUAUAAAACUAAGGCUGAGUGUCGAUUGACUACUAUUUGGAUAUGUAGUGCACUACGUAGAGCGUACUUCAUGCUUGAAAUAGGGCACUUGUGUAGCGUCUAGACAGCUAUUUUGCAUCGAGCCCGAACGAACAGUUGUCAGGCUGCUGUUGCUUUAAAAAUCCCGACACGCCGGUUGUUCGUUCAAGCUGCUGUAUAAUAUUGUUUUCAUUUCAUCCUCUCUGGUCGGGUCAUGGCUACUCGCUCUAUUGAAGAUUCCUUCCCUUUACACGGGCUGUUGCCGAAAAAGGAGACCGGCGCUGCUUCAUUCCUGACCAGGUUUCCUGAGUACGAUGGCCGGGGGGUGCUUAUCGCCAUCCUGGACACCGGGGUGGACCCGGGGGCGCCGGGCAUGCAGACCACUACAGAGGGCAAGCCUAAGAUUGUGGACAUCAUCGAUACGACGGGCAGUGGCGAUGUCAACAUGUCCACGGUGGCGGAGCCGAAAGAUGGAGAAGUGCUCGGGCUUUCUGGACGCACGCUCAAGAUCCCUUCUGCCUGGGUGAACCCAUCAGGAAAAUAUCGCAUCGGUGUUAAAAAUGGUUAUGAGUUUUUCCCCAAACCGCUCAAAGAGAGGAUACAGAAAGAGCGCAAGGAGAAGAUGUGGGACCCGGCCCACAGAGCAGCUCUCGCCGAGGCCAGUCGCAAGACGGAGGAGUUUGACCUUGCUCACCCCAACCCCUCACAGGUGGAGAAGCUGCAGAAGGAGGAGUUGCAGAGCCAAACUGAGCUGUUAGGCACCAUGGAGAAGAAGUACAGCGACCCUGGGCCUGUGUACGACUGCGUGGCGUGGCACGAUGGUGUCACCUGGAGGGCAGUGGUGGAUACGUCAGAGAGUGGAGACCUGGCGUCCUGUACUGUGCUUAGCUCCUACAGAGAAAGACAGGAGUAUGCAAUGCUUGGAGAUGCUGAGAUGCUCAAUUACUCCAUCAACAUCUAUGAUGAAGGAAAUACUCUCUGCAUUGUCACUAGUGGAGGUGCUCAUGGGACUCAUGUCGCCAGUAUAGCGGCAGGUUACUUCCCUGAGGAGCCAGAGAGAAACGGCGUGGCCCCUGGUGCCCAAAUCCUGGCACUGAAAAUAGGGGAUACUCGCCUGAGCACGAUGGAGACAGGAACAGGCCUCAUCCGAGCGAUGAUCGAGGUCAUUAACUACAAGUGUGACCUUGUAAACUACAGCUAUGGGGAGGCAACCCACUGGCCGAACUCAGGGAGAAUCUGUGAAGUAAUCAGCGAGGCGGUGCAGAAACAUAAUGUCAUGUACGUGUCGAGCGCUGGGAACAACGGGCCCUGUCUCUCCACUGUGGGAUGUCCGGGAGGAACCACGAGUAGCGUCGUAGGUGUUGGUGCUUAUGUCACACCUGACAUGAUGGUGGCAGAAUAUUCAUUGAGGGAGAAGCUGCCUCCUAACCAGUACACGUGGUCCUCAAGGGGUCCCAGUACUGAUGGAGCUCUGGGUGUCAGCAUCAGUGCACCUGGGGGAGCCAUCGCCUCUGUGCCCAACUGGACAUUGCGUGGCACGCAGCUAAUGAACGGCACCUCCAUGUCCUCUCCCAACGCCUGUGGAGGCAUCGCGCUCGUACUCUCAGGUCUGAAGCAGAACGGGAUGCGACCGACAGUUGCAGCUGUGAGACGUGCUUUGGAAAACACGGCCAACAAAGUGGAUGAUGUUGAAGUGUUCGCGCAGGGUCAUGGCAUUAUUCAGGUGGAAAGGGCGUUUGACUACCUCAUGCAGCAUGCUUCCACUCCCACCUAUAAUCUGGGCUUCACAGUCACUGUAGGGAAUCAGCGGGGCAUCUACCUCAGAGACGCCGUCCAAGUCUCCACUCCCUCUGAUCACGGAGUUGGAAUCGAGCCGGUCUUUCCAGAAAACACUGAAAACUCUGUACGAAUCUCGCUGCAGUUACACCUGGCACUCACCUGCAGCACGCCGUGGGUGCAGUGCCCCGCUCACUUGGAGCUCAUGAACCAGUGCCGUCAUGUUAACGUCCGCGUCGACCCACAGGGACUACGAGAGGGCCUGCAUUAUACCGAGGUGUGUGCUUAUGAUACCUCUGCACCCAGUGCCGGUCCCCUCUUCAGAGUCCCCAUAACGGUUAUAAUCCCCACAAAGGUUACAGAGAGCCAGAAUCAGGAGGUCUCCUUCAUGGACGUUCACUUCAGACCAGGCCAGAUACGACGCCAUUUUAUCACCGUCCCUCAAGGAACCUCGUGGGCAGAGAUCAUGUUAACGUCUCGCUCCCCUGAUGUCUCCUCCAAGUUCGUCCUCCAUGCCGUGCACCUGGUGAAGCAGAGGGCUUACCGAGCUAAUGAGUUCUACAAAUUCUCCUCGUUGCUGGAGAAGGGCUCGCUCACAGAGGCGUUCCCUGUGCUGCCUGGAAGAACGGUAGAGGUGUGCAUCGCUCGUUGGUGGGCCAGUCUUGGCGAUGUCAUCGUAGAUUAUACCAUUUCCUUCCACGGGCUGCGAACGUCUCCCUCUCCUCUUCAUAUACAUGCUUCUGAGGGCAUAACCAGUUUUGAGGUGUCGUCUCCUGUUAGAUACGAGGAGGUCUCCCCAACCAUUACUCUGAAGAACUGGGUGCAGCCCCUUAGGCCAAUAAGUUCCAAAACAAAAGCUCUUGGCUCCAGAGACGUAUUACCCAACAAUCGUCAGCUUUAUGAAAUCGUCCUUACGUACAGCUUUCAUCAGCCUAAAAGUGGAGAGGUGACCCCCAGUUGUCCGCUACUGUGUGAGCUGCUGUACGAGUCGGAGUUUGACAGCCAGCUCUGGCUCCUCUUUGACCAGAACAAGAGACUCAUGGGCUCGGGAGAUGCUUAUCCUCACCAGUACUCUUUGAAGCUGGAGAAAGGGGACUACACCAUCCGGCUGCAGGUUCGCCACGAGCAGCAGAGUGAGUUGGAGCGGCUGAAAGAUCUGCCUUUCGUAGUGUCUCAUCGCCUCUCCAACACCCUGAGCCUGGACGUGUACGAGACACACCGGGCGGCCAUGCUGGCGAAGAAGAAAGCAAACUCGCUCACUCUUGCACCAGGAACCUCGCAGCCAUUCUACAUCACCUCUCUAUCAGAUGACAAGAUACCUAAAGGUACAGGUCCAGGGUGCUACAUGACCGGCUCUCUGGUUGUACCGAAGAGCGAGUACGGGAAAAAAGCAGGCCAAGCCUCAGCCAAACGACAAGGAAAAUUUAAAAAGGACAUAGUGCAAAUUUUCUACCACCUGAUCUCGGCCCCUAACAAAUCAAAGAACGGAGGAAAAGAGAAGGACAAGGACGGGGAGAAAGAGAAGGACGUGAAGGAGGAGUUCUCCGAAGCCCUCCGAGACUUGAAGAUCCAGUGGAUGACGAAGUCAGUCCGGGAUUUCGCUACUUUCUGUUUACCAGUCCUGCUUUUUUUUUUCUUUUUUUUUCGCACACGUUUUGUGAACUCACUUUUCUUUUUAACCCUCAGGUUGGACAAUAAUACGUUAUAUGAUGAACUGAAGGAGAACUUUGCAAAUUAUCUCCCUCUCCAUGUCCAACGACUGCAUCAGCUGGAUUCAGAGAAGGAGCGACUGAAGCGAUUGCAAGACAUCAUGUCAGCAGCAGAUAUUGUUAUUUCUCACAUUGACCAGACUGCACUGGCAGUGUAUCUCACGAUGAAGACAGACCCUCGUCCAGACGCAGCCUCUAUAAAGAGUGAUAUGGAGAAGCAGAAGUCGUCCCUGCUGGACGCUCUCUGUAGGAAAGGCUGCGCUCUGGCUGAUCAGCUCAUGCAGCCUCCAGAGCAGGAGGGGGCGAGCGCGAACGAGGUGGGCAGCUCUGAAGACGACCCACACGGCGUGACUAAAGCACUGACCGACACUUUCUGGGAGGUUCAAAAGUGGGUCGACCUCACCGACUCUAAGGUUCUGUUGUUUUCCUACAAACAUGCCUUAGCAAAUAAAAUGUAUGGAAGAGCUUUGAAAUACGCUUCGAAAAUUGUAGAAGACAAACCCAGCAAAGAAAACUGGAAGAACUGCAUUCAGCUGAUGAAGUCUCUGGGCUGGAUGCACUGCGCCACCUACACUGAAAACUGGCUUCCCAUCAUGUAUCCCUCAGACUACACACCUUUUUAAACCAGAUAACACAGGAUCUCCUCCUGCAAAUGCAGUACCCGAUUUUUAAAGACUCUUGAUGUGGUCCAACGUGGAUCCCAGUAAGCCUUUUUUUUGUUUGUUUUUUUUUGUUGUUUGUUUUUUUAAAAACAAAACUCAAUUUCACUCAGAACUGCAAGUUCACAUGGAGCAUAAAUGUCCACAUUUCAAUACCAUAUCAAAAUCCUUCAGUCGCAGGUUUCUCUGUGACUGUCCUGUAUGAUUGUAUAUUUUGUGGAUAAGGAGUUAUUUCUCCUCUUUCAGUAUGUAUAGAGGGAGGAGUUGCUGCUUACUCGCCAUUUUUUUGAGUGAUGUGUCGUCCCAGAUCGCCUCCUGUAGAGUGUGGUGUGUUGUGUGUGUUUGUUUGUUUUUGUUUUAUCAUUUGGAGUGCCAAUUUAUUUAAUUUUUUCCAUUAAAUGCAGGAGGGAGUAAGCGUAGGACAUCCUCUAAUGAUCGAACUGUGUUUAAACAUAGGAACCGGAGUCACAAUACACAGUUAUAUAAAGGCAAUAUAAAUAUAUGUAAUCUUACUUUUCCCCUGAUCUACAGUAUAUGAACAAUGUAUGCAUGUUUUUAUAAAGUCUAAGAGGUUGUUUUUGGCCUGAAGGCUUAUAGCUUUCAGUCCGUUAUAUCAAGAGGAAAUUGAACUGGGUCUUUAUACUGUAUUAUGGAGUGUUGCCUUUUUAUGAGUGAAAGUAGUGCGUGUGCGAGCGAGUGAGUGUACAAAAUGUGUGUUUUUAAUUUAUUUAUUUUUGGAUGCAUAUGUUUAUUUAGUCUGCCUGGCACACUGGUUCUCUUCCUGUUUUAUUAUAGUCCCAUUUAGCAGUUUCUACAAAUGGCAGCGUGGUCAUGGCACUGCAAUAGCACACCUUUUU